GCUGUUUUCUAGCAGCCUGAAGCUAAUUCAUGCUAAUUCAUGUCACAAAGUAGCAUCAAAGUUAUCCAACGUUUGUUUACUAUGUAAGGUGUUCCCAGUGGGUAUUACCUUCCUAAUACAUAUCGAAAUAUUUUAGGUGAAUUGCCCUCUCCCGGGGCUAAAAAUACACACUCACCAAAUUAGACUGUGGUUGAGCGGUGCAGCUAACGUUAGCUAAUGCUAGCAGCUGUCAGGCUCUGUAACAGGAGCUUCUAGUCUGGGAACACUUACUGCAGAGAAAUGGCUGAGGCAGUUGCAAAUGUGGCCCGGAGGAUUAAUGCAACUGUAGAGGAGGGGAAAGAUUGUUUGGAUCUGUCAAACUGCAAGCUGAUUUCUUUCCCAGACGGUGUGUUCAAGGUCCUGAGGAGUGUUUCAGAAAACAUCCGUGUUAUCACAUUGGCUGACAAUGAGAUGAAGGCACUUUCCAGCAAGUUCUUCUCAACCUUCACACAGCUGAGAGAACUGGACCUGCAAGGAAAUGUUCUCACCAAACUGCCUGACGCCGUGGGAGAAAUGCUGCAUUUGACCAGCAUCAAUCUGGCUAAUAACAGCUUCUCCACCUUCCCAGACAAGCUUACUGAGAUAGCCACACUGGAGAGGAUUAACCUGGAGGGAAAUAGCCUCACUGAAAUUCCCGCGGAGAAGCUGUCUGCCAUGCCAGCGCUUAAGUGGCUAAACGUAAAGUCAAACCCCUUGGACUCAAACACUCAGUCUGCUCUGCAGUCUCCCCUCAAAUUUGACAUUUUGUCCACAACACAGUCCUAGAUGGUGUCAUAAAUGAUAUUUCACCACAUAUAGACUGCAUGCUGUGUGCCUUUAACUACUUAAGUUGGAUGCUUUCGUGUGCCUGAGAGAUGAGAAAACAUGAUACUUGAAGAUAUCACAAUGCUGUACAAGAAACAAGAGCACAGAGGUGUGUAAAGACCAUUGUUUUUACACCCUGCUGGUGACCACACCCUUUGGCCUCUACUUUGUCCUUUGUAUGAACUGUGAAGGGCUGAUGAAGUUGAUAUUUGGAAAUGAAAUCAGUCCAUCUUCAUGCACCAUUUGACUUUUUUUGUCUCAGCUGAGAUACUUGCAAUUACUUAUUUAUUACUUUUGAUAGUAUAAAAAAGUUUUUUUCAAUUAAAGCUUAUACAAAGGGAA
Seriola aureovittata is the source of this 1185-nucleotide messenger RNA. RefSeq names its product leucine rich repeat containing 20 (gene lrrc20). The record is from RefSeq and is a predicted model, not a curated record. Gene Ontology annotation, molecular function: protein binding. Bases 280 to 804 code for a protein of 174 amino acids. NCBI's taxonomy places the organism in Eukaryota, Metazoa, Chordata, Actinopteri, Carangiformes, Carangidae. The transcript has 5 exons.